Messenger RNA from Myzus persicae (green peach aphid), 1255 nucleotides. Its product is annotated as isopentenyl-diphosphate Delta-isomerase 1-like. The record is from RefSeq and is a predicted model, not a curated record. Gene Ontology annotation, biological process: isopentenyl diphosphate biosynthetic process; isoprenoid biosynthetic process. The transcript has 3 exons. The coding region runs from base 263 to 976 and encodes 237 amino acids. Gene Ontology annotation, cellular component: cytoplasm. Gene Ontology annotation, molecular function: isopentenyl-diphosphate delta-isomerase activity. Lineage: Eukaryota; Metazoa; Arthropoda; Insecta; Hemiptera; Aphididae.
UUUAAAUGAAAUAUUACAUUAUUUACAUCAAAUCGUAAUGGAACGGUGCCACUACUGACCUAUUGCCCCGUAGGUAUAAAUUCCAACAAAAAGAUAAACGAUUUCUAAUUCUCUCGUUAGUGUCGGAGACGUGUUCACGGUGUCUUCUGCUUAUUAUGCUACGAGCCUACGACCAGUGUCGUCCGUCCUAGUGUGCAGUCAACACCAGUCAAUAAGUUCUUCUCAAACGGAUUUCGAUUUUUUUUUUCUGAGGUUAUAUAUUAUGAAGUUGAUUUUUAAGUCACUGGGUACAUUACCCUUGCGGCGAUUUUUGUCAACCGUACCCAAACCAUUAAAUCCUGUACAAGAAGCUGCCUUGGAAGAACGCUGUAUUCUUGUUGACCAAAAUGACCAAGAGAGCGGCUUUGCCAGUAAACGAGACUGUCACAGACUAGUUAACGGAAAAAUUCCGUUACACCGUGCAUUUAGUGUCUUUUUGUUCAAUACCAAGGAUGAACUACUAUUACAACAGCGUUCAUCAACCAAGAUCACAUUUCCUGAUCAUUAUACAAAUUCUUGCUGCAGCCAUCCGCUGUACGAGAUUGAACAUGAGCGCAAAGACUUAGAAGGUGCUAAAGCUGCUGCUUGUCGCAGACUUGUGUUUGAAUUAGGAAUUCCUACAAGCCAGUGUCAACCUAAGGACUUGCAAUAUAUAACCAGAAUAAGGUACAUGUCCGAAGGAGACGGGACCUGGGGCGAACAUGAAAUUGAUUACAUAUUUAUUUUACACAAAGAUGUUGCUUUAGACCCCAAUCCAGAUGAAGUGAGUACAGCCCUGUAUAUUCCCAAAGCAAAAAUGAAUAAAUUCUUAAAGAACUUAAGACAUCCAAUUACACCAUGGUUUAAUCUAAUUGCACAAAACGAAUUGACAAACUGGUGGGACAAUUUAAGAUCUCUGGAGAAAGUCAUGAAUCAUAAAAAAAUUAUUAGCUAUUAAACAGUCUUUUACUGCGGGAAAAUGAAUUAAUAUUGGGACUCUAUAAACAUUUGUACUGCUUAUAGUGUGGAAAUUAGAUUAAAAUUGUUAUUAAUUUAAUUAUAUUGUGUGUUAUGACACUAUUGUUUACAAAUUAAAUACAUAAAUUUGCUAUUCUAUUUUUCAACUCAUUAUGAAAUUUCUCCAAUGUAAAUAUAAUAAAUAAAAAAAAUCUAAUUUUUAAUAUUCGGAAAUUUUAUUAAAACAUUUGGUUUGAAAAAAAUACGGGUCAAUGUUCAA